Messenger RNA from Protopterus annectens (West African lungfish), 2035 nucleotides. Its product is annotated as adhesion G protein-coupled receptor E5-like. Gene Ontology annotation, cellular component: membrane. Gene Ontology annotation, biological process: cell surface receptor signaling pathway; adenylate cyclase-activating G protein-coupled receptor signaling pathway. Gene Ontology annotation, molecular function: G protein-coupled receptor activity. The record is from RefSeq and is a predicted model, not a curated record. Lineage: Eukaryota; Metazoa; Chordata; Ceratodontiformes; Protopteridae. Bases 1 to 1653 code for a protein of 550 amino acids. The transcript has 11 exons.
AUGCAGCAUGCCAGUCAUGUUGCUAAAUGUUUGUGCUAUGAUAAUAUCUCACUAAAAUCUUGUUUUAAAAUCAUUGUACUUUUACAGGAUCUGUUGUCAAUUCCUGACCAGUACUUGAAGAAACGUAAGAGAGGAACAAAUGCUAAAAAAGAGUUAGCUGUCUUCUUGAGUGCUAUGGAAAAUAUGGCUAUGCUCCUUGCACAUAAAUUGAAGAAGCCUAUGUAUAAAAAAAUGGACUUGUUUGAAAUGAGCCUGGAGGUGAUAACCAAACAACAGUUUGCAAAUGAAGUCAUAACUCUGAAUCAGACACAUGUAGAUGUGAAUAUUAAGGGGGACACAGUUGCUGGAAAUGAACAAGCAGAUUAUGCUGUUGCUGCACUAAUUACAUAUGAAGAUAUUUCAACUAAUAUGCAGCCUGAAAGCGGUGAAGGAAUAUAUGAAGAGGAAUAUAAAACAAAUGCAGAUGAUCACAUAAAUAGAGACUACGACAAUGAAGACUACAAACUGCAAAAACUUGAAUUAGUCUCCAGAGUAAUAAGUGUGACAAUCAGUAAUAUAAACAGACAUAGCCUAGCCAAUCCUGUAAACAUAACGUUUAAAGAUUUACAGGAGAAGGGUGAUAACCAGGAAAUUAGGUGUGCUUUCCUGAAUAAUACAGCAGUACAAACAUCUUGGUCUUAUGAGGGCUGUACAGCAGUUUACAAAGCAAGCAAUAUAACCUGUCGGUGUAAUCAUCUGAGCAGCUUUGCUGUAUUAAUGGCUCACUAUGAAAUUGAGAACAUCACUCUUUAUAUUAUAACCUACGUUGGACUUUCUAUUUCAUUGGUAUGUCUUGCUAUAUCGAUCUUCACAUUCUACUUUUGCCGAGCAAUCCAAGGUCCCAGGACCACCAUUCAUCUUCACCUCUGUGUAUGCCUGUUUACUGGCUACUUCAUUUUCUUGGUUGGCAUUAACCAGACAAAGAAUAAGGUUGGAUGCGGUGUAGUUGCAGGAUUAUUGCAUUACUUCUUUUUGGCUACUUUUUCCUGGAUGUGCCUCGAAGGAGUUCAGCUCUACCUUAUGGUAGUUGAGGUCUUUAGUACAAACAGUCUGAAAAAGAAAUACAUGUUUGCAUUUGGUUAUGGCCUGCCUUUAGUAAUUGUAAUUCUGUCAGCAUCCAUAAAUGCCAAAGGAUAUGGCACCAAAAAAUAUUGCUGGCUGUCACUGCAACGUGGCUUCCUAUGGAGUUUCCUAACACCAGUGUGUGUGAUAAUUCUAAUGAGUUCUAUCAUCUUCAUCAUUACAGUGUGGAAAUUAGCAGAAAAAUUUUCAAGUCUCAGUCCCGAGUUAUGCAAAUUUAAAAAAAUAAGGGCAUUUACCAUCACUGCUAUUGCACAGCUGUGCAUCCUUGGAUGUACCUGGAUAUUUGGAAUUUUUCAGAUUGAAGAAAAUACCAUAGCAAUGUCAUACAUUUUCACAAUAUUCAACUGUUUUCAAGGUCUGUUCAUCUUUGUUUUACACUGCCUCCUGAAGAAACAGGUAAGAGAUGACUACAUGCGAAUACUUGCCAACAUUUGCAACAUGAAGAGGAUGCCAAUAUACUCACAGUUUCCCAGCACCACUAAAUCAUCUAUGUCACAGGGCUUAAAAUCUUCACAAGAAACUGGAAUAUAGUACCCUGGAAUGAUCUAUUUGCUGCAGCUUUGCACAAAGAAUCUUUCUGUUGCAGUUUUACUCUUCUUUGAGCCAUUUGCUACAAGUUUUAGCAUUAUUUUCUAGUGAGUUAAGCACCCAAAAAUAACAUAAAACAACUACUUAAUUAUCCUUUCAUGAAGCUAUACAUUUUGCAUCAAGUACAGCUAACAAGCAACAUUCUGGAGAACAUCACCUAUGUCAAUGACUGUUAACAAUUCAUCAUGAUAUUAUUAAGUCUGAAAAUGUUUCCUGUGAUUUAAGGAAAUUUGAAGUGGUAAAAUUGUCCGAUAUAAUUUCAAACAAAAUUACAGUUUAACAAAAUGAGAUGGUACUCAAAAAAUCUUGGAGCAUAAAUGAAGUG